UCAAUGCACGCCUAUGGCUGGCAGGGGACGUGGGAGAGGAAGAGGAAAAAGUUCCAUACCGGGUAUAUCAGAGGCUCUUGGUGUAAGACGUGAGGAUAUGCCAACUGCUGCAGAGAAGCCGCCACCGCUGUUUCCACCUUUACUGUUUCAACCUUGUCCAUUGACCGAUUCUGAGGAAGAAAAUUACAGACUUAUUCUGAAGCAGCAACUAAGAGCUGCAAUGAGAACGUCCCCAUAUUAUGUCAGGGCAGCCACGUCAAAGAAAGACAUAGAGAGAUACUCAGACAAAUAUUGCAGUAAGGAACGUGGCAUUUCAGAUAAUCAUCUUGAUUGGCAGCCAGACUGGAGACUCUUUCCUAAAGAGCUGAAAAUGAGGGUUCGAAUGAAGGUUACGACUGGUAGUAAGAGGCAAGCAGUUUGUGCAAAGCCCAAACUUGUAGCCCGAGACAAGACAGAAAAACAGAAUGAUGACAAAGAUGAUGUUGAUGGAAAGACAGAAGCUACCAUAGACGUGAAUAAACAGCUUGAGGAACUGGAAAAGCAAGAAACUAGUGCAUCUGAAAAUGAGAAAAAAGAAGAGAAUAAUCCUGAAGAGGUAGACGAGGAAAAUGAUUACAUCGAAGAGGAAGUAGAAGAGGAAAAUGACUACAACCUUACCUACUUCGACAAUGGCGAAGAUUACAUUGGAUUUGAAGAUGAUGAUGGACUGGACGAUGGUGGAGCAUAUUACUAGUUCUAUUCGUAUAAAUAUUUCAAUGAGUAUAGAAAAUUCUCAC
Molecule: messenger RNA, 776 nt
Organism: Corticium candelabrum
Lineage: Eukaryota; Metazoa; Porifera; Homoscleromorpha; Homosclerophorida; Plakinidae
Product: DNA-directed RNA polymerase III subunit RPC7-like
Exons: 6
Coding region: 14-733 (239 amino acids)
Biological process (GO): transcription by RNA polymerase III
Cellular component (GO): RNA polymerase III complex
Source: RefSeq, a predicted model, not a curated record